This is a messenger RNA of Pelobates fuscus (common spadefoot toad), 4346 nucleotides long. RefSeq lists its product as uncharacterized. The transcript has 7 exons. Bases 5 to 4345 code for a protein of 1446 amino acids. The record is from RefSeq and is a predicted model, not a curated record. NCBI's taxonomy places the organism in Eukaryota, Metazoa, Chordata, Amphibia, Anura, Pelobatidae. Gene Ontology annotation, molecular function: protein binding.
CAGCAUGAAAGAGCUCCUUCGAAUGAUCAUCCUUUGCGGAUUUGUCAGAGAUUCAAUAUCUACCUGUCUUAAGAACAAUGAUCAGCAUAUCUGUGACACGUUAGAAUACGAUGGUGAAUCAGGCAUCCAAUCCAUUGUUUUUGUGUUAAGCAAUAUCGAAGAACUCAAUUCGACUUCCUUUAGCAAUCCAAAACUCAAGUCCAUAAAAAGUUUGACGCUUGGUGGAAAUAAAAUCCACAGGAUAGAACCGGGAUCAUUUAAGGGAUUCCCCAGGCUGACCUCCCUCUUAAUUUCCAACAAUGAAUUGCGUACCGUCCAACCUUCCUGGUUUUAUAAUUCGACUCUCUUAGAAACCCUUAACAUAACGUCUAGCAAGAUUCAAGUGGUCGAACCUCAGAUGUUGGCUGGAUUCUCUGCUUUGAAAUUGCUUAAUUUUAAGAAUAAUACCAUCAAAAAGAUUGGAAGUGAGAGUUUUAACGACCUCUCCAAAUUAACCUACCUUGACUUAUCAUCCAAUGAACUCCCAUACCUUGACUGGCGGGUGGUAAGCCACUUGCACAAUGCCACAUUCCGAUUUGAUGGAAAUCCGUGGAAUUGCACCUGCAUACUUAAAGAUUUUUCAUUGUUUCUGCAAGAGUUGACCAACACUUCUCGUUUGGAUGAAGCAAAAAACGUGACUUGUCACAAUCCACCUGCUCUCCAUGGCACCCCAGUCUGGGACGUUAAUUUUGCGAAUUGCUCCUCAUCCAGUAUAGAUGAGAUCCCUGCUGCUGUUUUCAAUCAGAUUGUUUUGCCAGCCCUGCUGGUACUGCUCGGCGGUCUUUUCUUCUUUAUGGCUUUGUGGACGAUUGUGUGUUUUCUGGCAAAAUGCUGGAAGAAUAAAGUGGCAAAUGUAACAGAUGAAAGACCAGAUACAGACUGGGAUCAUGGCAAGAAUUCUGCAGAGAAGGUGCACACCAACUUGCCAGCUGUGUCCAUGAUGUCCCGACAUAACCUAACCAACGUCAUGGACGAGCAGCAUUCAUCGGCUCUAGAGAAACGAACUGAUCGCGCUCAGUGUGCACUUGAUAAAUCUAAGGACUAUUAUGAGAAUCCUGGCAGAGGGUUCCUGAUAAACGUCUCUAAAGACCCAGACGAGAAUCUGAACACGCUCAAAAACUGUGACAUCUUCUUCGAGUCAGAGUUUAAAUUCAGUAAUAGACAUGGUGGAGCAAUGUUUUCUAAGUGUUCCAGUUCUCCAGGUCUUAUUCCUGUUAAUGAAAAGCUCACGGAUUUCAAAAACAGUGCAAUGUAUAAUUUAAAGGAUCCCACGGAUAUGAGUGUAUCAAGAGUACAGAACAAUACCAAUGAUAUCAGUUUAAAGGAGCCUGGCUUGGGUUCUGCUGGUGAAGAAUCUCACUCGCCCAUUGGCCUGGAACUGCAGACCAGUGACAAUGUCAACAGGCUAAAUCUCCAGGAGGGGAAGGCUAAUAACAUUGGGGACAUUGUUGAUAGUGAAACGGAUUUAGAAAAAUAUGUAGAGACACAUGUGGAAUCAUCACGUUUGGCACCGACUGCAUUUAACUGCAUGGAGAAUUCUGGAGAAGCUACUAAAUCCCAAAACUGCAGCACAUUGAACAAAAGAUGUAAAACAUGCAACAAUUUCAGCAGCAUAUCCAAAAACUAUAACAAAAUGGAAAACAAGUUUGCUCAAGAAAAUGGGAAUCAUGAGAACGCACUUCAUGAAAAAUUAGUGUUCUUUAAAAACAAAGAAUUAAAAUAUUUUGAGGACCACAAAUCCCCAGAAUGUUUUCAGAGCUUUGGACAAAAUCAAACAAACAAAUAUUCUGACUCUCAAGAUGAGUUUGUUCAUUUCCAUUGGCCUAAGCUAGAAAAAUCAUCAAUAAACCUUGAUACUGUCAGCCAGCCAGACCCAACUUUAGAAGAUGAUACUCACAAUGUAGAUGUCAAUGUGUCUUUUUCUCCUCUGUGUCAGUUGGGUUACGAGUCCAUGGGUGAAAAACAUGCAGAUAAUGUGUAUAUAACCAGCCUAAACCAGACACAGACCUUUGGUUCAGAGAGUGGCUCUACAAAUGAUGAAGAUCAUUUGCCAAAGAUUUGCUCUAAUAAUGUUAAACCUUGUACAUCAUUCCAGAAGAACAUUUUUACAACCGAGAAAAGAAAAGAGACAUUUCCUAUAAUACCCAACAUAACAGAAAAGGAGCGAUUUUGGAAACACCAUGCAAAUUGUUGUGAUGAGUCCAAAACAUGUCCAACAGCCCAAAAUAUUUCGAAACAACUGAAAACAAUGUCAAACGAGCAUCUAAGUAUGGGAUCGGUCCAAAAGCCUCCAUCAGAUGAAGACCUCCUUGAAGAACAAGUCUCCCUUCCAACUUUGUCUUCUGAAAACGCUGGAUAUCCACUGGUCCAGCCUGACAUGUAUCGCCAGAAAAACUUUGCAAGUUUGCCAAAUCUGAACAUUUUUCAAGAAAAAAAAUCUCAAGGAUGCCCGGAUUUUAAUACAGCAGUACCAGUCACGGUAACUCAUAAUCAAAAACUUGAUUACUAUAUAACAAAUGGUCAAAGCAAUUUUGAAACGUAUGACUUGAAAUCGGGCAGUCAAAUUUUGAAUACAUUUGAAGAACAUCUGAAAAGUAGAGAGGGUGCAGCUUCUAGCUCUGUCUCUCUAAGAGAAACUGAGCAACAGAUCAUAAUAAAUAAUUGUCAUGGUUCAGGAAUAAGCUCAUGGACUUCCAUAAUAUCAACAGAAAGUGCAUCAAUCUCUGAGGAAAAGGCAGGUGAUGAGAAUGAAAAAGUUGGAGAUGAAACCCCAUCAUGUAACAACCACCAACAACUCAGUAGAGUUGCCUUUUGGGAUAGUCACCUGGACACACAAACACAUCUCCUACAUUCAGUCCCUGAGUCAACCAACGUACACUGUAACAAUGAGGCAGCAGAUGUGAAAAGUAAUCAAACAGUAUACACGCCCUGUGCAACAAACAUUACAGUAUCUGAUACAGUGGUGACUGAGGCAUGUGACAUUAAACCGAGCUCCGAAAAUGCGUCCGUUAAUUCUAAUGAAUUAUUGUGUGUUGAGAAUGAUUCUGAGUAUGGUGACAAUACAAGAAAGCCAAGCUUGACGCUUCAUGAUAUCACUGGACUUUCUAGUGAUGUGGCGGAACCUGUUCAACAUAACAAUGUUUUGGAACAACAUGACCAAGAAAUUCCAGAAGAAUUUAUUUUUGGCCAACAGGAAAUCGAAAAUAGAUUUGAAAACCAUCCAGUGCUUGAUCCAGAUGGUUUAAGCUGUCUUCUCCACAUAGAACCUGUUGAUUACAAAACAGCUAUAAAUUUAAACAGCAACCCUAGAAGUUACAAUAAUGGUGACCCAACCAGUGCUGUAGCCACUUGCAAUCUAAAUAGACCGACCGCUAAUAUCCACACCGAUGGUGUAAAUGAAAGAAACGUUAUGUGUGACAAUGUACAAAGUUGUAAUGCAGAUAUCAAAAUUGUUAAGAACAACGCAGCUCAUUUCACUGGAAGGGAAGUCACAUCGAAAGGCGAUGGAAGUUAUCAUUUGGAUUCAGCUGUCACUAAUGUCUCUGCAACAGGCCAAAAAAUGGGAAACAUACCAACUGGUCAAAGAAGCCAAAGCAGAAAAUUAAAUGGCAAAAGACUCCAGAAAGACCAAGAGUACAAGAUGAAGAAAUUAGGAAAUAAAGUUUCUCCACUUAGCCCCUUAGAUGAAGAAAAUAAUGUCGAUCUCACAGACUACCGAUCAGCCAAACUUUCCAAGAAAGCUUACCACUCUAUAUUUUCAAUUUCAAUGAAGAUGUCCCAGCUGGAAGACCACAAAGAAGAAGAACAUAAUGUCACCCAUCUAGAAGAUCACAAUUCCAUCCAAGAUCCAAAAAGGUUAAGAAUAUCGAUGAACUUGGCAGGACAUGAUUCACAAGAUGAACUAAAAUAUAACGACACUAAAGUUAUAAAUAGUGAUGAAAUGAAUCCUCUAGAAUAUAUAAAUUAUCUCUAUACCAGGAAAUUAAAGCCUUUUCAUGAUUUAUUUGGAGGAUCAGGUAAGAUUGACCACAAGACAAAUGAGCUUAGUGUCCUUUCAAACCUCCAUUUCUGUAAAGUUGCUGGGAAAGUCCAAUUUGGGCCAGAAACCACAGAACCAGUUGCCAGUGCUCAGGAAGAUGAUGCAGAGCCCAUUAUAGUCUCACUUAAUUCUGACUGUGGCUAUUUACCCCCUACUAAGCAGGAACUGAGAGCAGAUAGCGAGUUGGCAGUUUUGAACAUUAUGAAAACUUUAAAGAAGAGUCUAGAUCUUCCAGCAAUGUGUAAUGAGGCCAGUGUGACAACAUAAA